Linum trigynum is the source of this 327-nucleotide messenger RNA. The record is from the annotation of a GenBank genome assembly. Lineage: Eukaryota; Viridiplantae; Streptophyta; Magnoliopsida; Malpighiales; Linaceae.
AUGACCGGAUGGAAAAUUGUGGCUCUGGGAGGAUGGUUUAAUUUGGAUGCCCGCUCCAGCGCGCGAGCGGUGGGAGUGGUUGGGAGAGAUGGCGAUGACGAUCCAUCGUCGUUGGUGAAGAGAUGGUGGUGGUGGUCCUCUGUUUCCGACAGGAGUUGGUGGGUGGGACGACGGUCCGUCGUCGUUGAAGUGGUGGCGGUAGUCGUGUUGGUGGUCGGAGGCAUGGGGAGGGUGCUUGUUGUUGUUCUUGCGGGAGGUGAUGGCAGCGAUGGUGAGGUUGAGGAAGAGGAAGAGGAAGAGAGAGGUCGGCGUGAACAGAUCGGAUAA